UUUCUCUACGGCUGAACUAUCAGCACUCUUUACAGGCUGAGGCCAGUGUAUCGCCAAGUCAGCGGUGCAGACGGAAGUGCCAUCUACCCGAGCCUGUUGCAGUUUUCACGCCGCUUAUCAAAGUGUUCUUGGGUGGGGCGUUCUUUCUGGAGCCUGCUUCUCUAUCGGAUCGGCUGCGACGACGAAAGGACGCACGCUGAACUACUCACUACAGGCUUUGCAGAUUUCCAAGAAUGCCGGACACCACGUACCACAUGUGCGGAUUUGCGAGCGGUCUCAACUGGCGGCCCGUCAAAUUCAUGCAGCGCCUGGACACCACCAGAGUCUGCCGCCUUUGCGGAGUCGUGCCGCAAAGCAUAGCCGUGCUGCCUUGUGCGCACUUGAUGUGCGGCUCUUGCUUGGACGGAUGCGCCAGUGAAGGUGGCCACGCAUGUCCACUGGACAAGAUCUCGUUCGUAGCCGAGUCGGACGUCUCUUGGACAACGCUUCACCAGAAGCGCAUAGAAAAGCUACAGGUAUGCUGCUGGAACACCCACAACGGUUGCGGCUUUGUGGGCCCAGCAGGGGAGCUGCUGGAUCAUUUUGAGAAGCGCUGUUCCUUCCACGCCACGAGGUGCCCUCGCUGCCGGGACGCAGUGCUGCGUAAGGACUUGCCGAGACACUACGAAGCUGGAUGCAACGGGGUCGCGUCGCUGCAGCUGAGCGUUGCCUGGCACGUAUCCUCAAUCGACGUGGCCACACCCAAUGCUAACGACGAACCGGCGGUCGACUGCUCUUGCCACGACAUGCUGACGUCCAUCCAGGGCAGGGUCAAUGACCUUGCCGAGACCAUGGCGAACUCAGCUCCUUACAACUUCAAGAGGAAGCGAUUGAGACGGACUCGACCACCACCCGGGGCGCAGCGAGAGCGCAGGCCGCGGAUUCUGUGCAUGACCUAACGCCGCUGCCGGUAACCGCGGAUCUCCGGGCUCUCGUGUCAGCGCUGAACGACAUGAAGGUCGUCGUCGCUGAGGGAUUCGGGAAACUGGAACGAAAAGGGCGGGUGGAGGAUCUCCCGGCUGGCACGUCACCGAUGCAACAGGCGCAGGCGGACGUCACCGGCCGACCGGCAGAGGGUGGACCGCCUCCGCCGUCUGUACUCCUCGAAAUGCCGGGCAGUACUGCAGGACACCAAGACGUCCAGAGCAAUGACGCUGGUACAGAACUCAUUGUGCUUAGCUUGCUUUACAAGCCUUGUGAGGUGGCGCACCAGUUCAGUGAAGACAAGCACUUCUGUUGUGAGAUCGACUCCGAUGGUGAGAACACCAGCGUGUGGGUCAAGUGCAUCAUGCGAGGGAACGCGAGCUUCGUCGCAGUCGAAGGCAUGCUUGGCGACCCCGAGAACUGGAAAGUGCGCGUCGUCCGGCCCUUGCGCGUUGAAGAUUUGAGUUCGCCGUACUUGAGGAAGUGGAUGCCUGGAGAAGUGGGCAAACUAUAUUACCGGCCCGGAUGGUUUACACAUAAGAAAAUCAAAUUGUGGUGCCUUCUUGACACGACCACGCUAGCUAGAAAAAUGAUACCAGACGGAGGAUUUGAAAUAGACUUUUCGAUAGAACUGGAACGGUGCGUUUCCCUGUGACAUGAGAGUGCGCAAAGUUCUGAACAUUCCUAAAUAAAUGUUUGGUGUUCGCGCGAAAGCAACUGUUCCGCUCGAUCGGCACUUAUUCUUUCUGGCAGUGCAAACGCAUUGUUAUAUGCACUGUUAUGAAAAGCAACAGACAUAUUUAUAUCGAUGGACUUAUUUUACAGUAGAAUUAUUCAGCGCAGUUCUAUAACACAUUUUGUGUCAUUACUGGAAAAGCUGAAGCCAGAUUUUGUUUCUUGUCAUGGAGGAUUCUUAUGUGUCAUUAAGGGACGUAAAGUAUAGCAUGCGGGCUUCCUUACACUGCACCCAUUCAAUAUAUUCUACCGGCUGGAAAAAGUGUGUUGUCAUAACGACCUUUUAUAGCAACAGUAGUAAGGAAACUGUAUCUUUGUUCGCACUAGAAUCGAAUUGUAUUACAAAUACAUUUACAGGGCAGCUUU
Dermacentor albipictus is the source of this 2064-nucleotide messenger RNA. RefSeq names its product TNF receptor-associated factor 3-like. Gene Ontology annotation, molecular function: metal ion binding. NCBI's taxonomy places the organism in Eukaryota, Metazoa, Arthropoda, Arachnida, Ixodida, Ixodidae. The record is from RefSeq and is a predicted model, not a curated record.